Messenger RNA from Chlamydomonas reinhardtii, 5946 nucleotides. RefSeq lists its product as uncharacterized. The coding region runs from base 277 to 5211 and encodes 1644 amino acids. The record is from RefSeq and is a predicted model, not a curated record. The transcript has 22 exons. NCBI's taxonomy places the organism in Eukaryota, Viridiplantae, Chlorophyta, Chlorophyceae, Chlamydomonadales, Chlamydomonadaceae.
GGGAAACCUUGUCUAUUUAACUAGCAGCAACAAGCUCUGCAUCCUGGUAGAAUUCAAGGCCGAAAAGUCGAGGAAACGGUCUUCAAGACCUCUCGCGUGUUUUAAUGUUGGUGUUGCUUAAAACGAUACAAACUAACACUCUGGCAUAAAGUAAAUGUUACCAAGUUUGAAUCAAAGAGGUCAAAGCAAACUCGCCAUGUGCAACGCGCGGAGACAAGGCGCGCGCGCCGCUACAUAGCCUAUCCGUGUAUUCUAUACUCUAGCCCAUCAUCCAAAAUGACCGAUGUGCGACCAAUGACAACGGGUGGACUGCGGACAUCGAUGAGGAGGAACGCCGACGCCUCGCCAAAUCGCGUCAUGUCCGCGAGCCUGUCUGCAAGCCAGUCACAUGGUGAAAGUGGCGGUCGUCGGGGCCGUGGCAAGGUCACAACCCAGGCCGUCAUAACAGAGGCAUUUGGUCGCGGCCUGCAACACGACCUGACCCUGGCCUCCAUCCGCAAGCUGAACGCCCUCACCAGCCAGGCCGCCAAGACAGAGGCGCACCUCGCCUCACGCACAGCAGCCAUGAGCCGUACAGCGGCGGAGGCGGCGUCAGCCGCCGCCGCCGCCGCCGCCACCGCCGCCGCCGCCGCAGGCGCCGCCGCCGCCGCGUCAGCCACGUCAGCAGCCGCCGGACCCAUAGCUACGUCAGGAGCCGCCGCAGCUGCAGGAGGCACAGCAGGGACUUCAGGAGCCUGGUUUGGCACUCGGCCGCAAUCGAGGCUGGAGGGCAUCAAUGGAGAGGCUCGUUCCGACGGCGGCGGUGGAGGCAGCAGCAUUGGUGGCGGCAGCAUUGGCGGCGGCCGCGGCGGGUCGCGGCCAUGGACGGCGGCGGCGGCGCUGCCGUCGCAGGCGUGGGGAGCUGCUGGCGAGGCGGCGGCGGGUGUGGUGGUGGCGGCCAGCAGCAGCCCCAGAGGGGCGCCCUGCUUUUCCGGGGCCGCGGCGGGGGCGGGGGCUGGCGGCACGGACGUGUUUGACGGCAUGGGUACGGAAUGCAUUGCGGGCCGCGGAACGCAAGUGGCGCGGCUGCUGGCCAUGCAAGACCGCAUCCUGCAUGUCGCAAUCCGCGAGCAGCAGGCGGCGCAGGCGGCGGCGGCGGGCGGGGGCGCCGCCAACAGCCGCCACUCCCUCCUCAGCUCCGCAGGCGCAGCUGGAGGCAACGGAGGCGGAGGCGGUGGCGGCGCCGCCUGCCUGCCGAGUCUGAACCUAGUAGCGCUGUCGGCGGGCGGUGGCGGUGGUGGCGGUGGCGGUGCAGGGGAAAUGUCGGCUGAGGAGGCGAAGCGGCUGCAGGGGCUGGGCAUUAAACACAACAGCAGGGUGGCGGCGGCGGCGGUUCAGCUGUUCCGCCUGACGCCGCGCAAGGUAGAGCCGCACCCGGACGACGAGCUGCUGGGGCCGCCGGGCACACCGCCCAACACGCAGCGCAGCGGCACCGAGUCAGACCGCAGCUCGCGAGCUCGCAACCGACUGCAGGAGGGUGUGCGCGCUCAGAUGGCUCGCAAUCGCGGUUUCCACGUCAUGUCCACUUUCAUCAAGUCGCUGGAGGAGUCAGACGAGCUCUCACUCAUCAACCGCGCCCGAAACUUCGCCCGCCAGCAAUCCGCCCAAUCCGCCAACUCGCAGCGAAGCACGGCACGCGGCGGCGGCGGCGGCGGCGGCGGCGGCGCCCGGUUGGGGUCCGCCACGACAGCAGCGAAGUCAGCCGCCGCCGCAGCAGCAGCAGCAGGCGGCGGCGGCGGCGGCGCGGCGGGAUCCGGGCGCUCCACGCGAUCCGGAAUCAACCGCAACGACUCGUUGUACGGCGUGCCGUACGGCGUAGUCACAUCGUACGGCACUGGCACGGGGGCGGGGGAUGGGGAUGGGGUUGAGUUCUCGGGUUUCAGCUCGCUGCCGCCUGUGGCGGCGCAGGGCCCGGCGCCGUCGCUCAUUGCGUUGGAUGGGCACACGGCGGCGGCGAUGGGCGCACUGCCGCCGGCCAGCGUCCUGGCGGCGGCGGCGACGGCGGCAGCGGCGCGCGGCGGCCUGUCCAGUGCGGGCGGCGCGGCUGCGGGUGCUGGCGCGGGUGUGGGUGUGGGUGUGGGUGGCAGCAGACAGGCCACGCCACGCGACACGGUGCCGGCUGCGUAUUAUGCUAUUGCUGAGGGCGAGGAGCAUGAGGAGCAUGAGGAGCACUUUGACGAGUCGGACCUGCUGCAAGUGCCCCGCCUGCCCUCCAACCUCAUGUCAGACCUGGCUCGGGCAGUGGUCCUCAGCUGCCCACACGCCGCCUCUGCAGCCGCCGCCGCCGCCGCCGCGAACUCCGCCCGCUCCAAUGCCGUUCCCGCCGCCAGCGCCAGCUCCAGCCCGCGCGGCGACGCCACCGGGACUGGAAUCAGCGCAGCUGGCGGCGGCGGCGGCGGUAACGGCAGUAGCCGGCACGGCAGCCCGAGCUCACGCAGCGGCAGCGCACGCGGGCGUGGGCGCAGCGGCAGCAGCCCAAGGCAAGGCAGUAGCGGCAGUGGCGGCAGCGCCGCCGCCGGCCGGGCCGGCUCCGCCGCCCGCCGCGGCAGCAACGGCGCGGGCAGCUCCGCCGCCGCCGUCCACAACAGCAGCAUUGGCGGCGCCAGCCAUGGCGUGUACGGCAGCCCUGGCGUGUACGGCAGCCCUGGCACGUACGGCAGCCCUGGCACGUACGGCAGCCCUGGCGGCGCCGCCAGCAGCAUGACUAAUCACGGCCGCCAGGGCGCCUCCAGAGGCGGCGGUGCUGGUGGUGGUGCUGGGGGUGGGUAUGUUCGGUCUAUGUCUAUGUCCGCGGCGUUCCUGCAGGAGCAGGGACACGUGGCGGAGCGACCGCCCUCGCCCGAAUUCCAGACCCAGCUUGCUGACGUGGAGCCCUACACGGGCCGCUACGGCUCCCCGGAGCGACUGGCGGAGCGGCUCCGGCGCACUGCGGUGGCGGCGGUGGAGGCCAACCCAGCAGGCUACCGGGAAGACGUGGCGGCGGCGGAGGUGGCGUUGUACCGCCAGGUGGCGGACCGCGGGCGGGCGGCGUUGCAGCGCACUGCCGAGGAGCCGCAGGAUGUGCGAGCCACCGACGACCUACACAAACAGGUCUCGCUGCUGCACUUCUGCCGCCCCUACUUCCUAGCGCCGGGGCCGGUGAAGGAGGCGGUGCCGCUGCGCCCCGCCUCCAGCCACCGCCUGCUCCGCCGCUCCGCCACCGCCUCGCUGGCCGCCCGCACGAUGGAGUCGGUGUUCCUGCCGCGGGCCACAGACAACGACGCGGGAGACCUGCUGGACACAAACUCGGUCCGAGAGCGGCAGGCGCGCAAGGACUGGAACCGGGUGGUCCGCAAGGACGGCUUCAAAAGCAUGAUCGCGCGCGACGACCCCGCGGUCCGGGGUGGGCUGUGCGGCAUGGGCGGGGCUCUGGACGCGUGUCUGGCGGUGCUGCUUCGGCACAAGGACUCCAUCAAGUCUGCGUUUGGGUUCUACGGCAUACAGGGCACGGAAACCACCGAGCAGUGCUUCGCGAUCGGACACAACGAAUGGCGCGCCUUCGUCACGGACUGCGGACUGGCAGUGCCGCCCACCGCCACCCCCUCCAUCUUCCCACCCGCCGCCACCACCACCUACACCGUUGACGGCACCUCCCCUUCCUCCUCCGGGCCUGCCCCGCGUGUGCCGCCGCUGCCGCUCGGUGGCGCCGCCACGCAAAUCGGCACCGGCUCGGGCGCGAACCCGAGUUCAAAUCCCGCCGGGGCCACGUUGAAGCGCCAGGCCUCCAUGACGGGCCUGCUGCAGCAGGCAGACGCGGCCUUCCUGGCGGCCAAUUAUAAGCCCGACAAGCAGAGCGCGGAGGGGCAGGCCAACCUGGACCGGGCGCUGAUGCGGUUUGAGUUCAUUGAGGCGCUCAUUCGCCUGGCCGUGGCGCGGCACGUCAAGGCUGGCUGCAAGCUGGGCACGGUGGCGGCGGCGCUGGAGCACAUGUGGACGGAGGAGGUGCUGCCGGGCCUGCCGCCGCACGCGCUGCACGAGCCCAACGCCUGGCGGCUGGGGGCGCUGUACGGCGACCACCGGGUCAACGAGGUGCUGACGAGGCACCUGGAGGUGGUCACGGCCGCCUUCGACCUGUACCGCGCCUCCAACAAGGACAAGCGGCUGCGACUGGCGGACUGGUUGGGUCUGGUGAACGCGGCGGGGCUGAUCGGCGAGGCGACCGGUCUGUCGCAGCGGGACGCCCGGAUAUGCUUCGCACGCUCCCUGUGUGUGGUGGUGGACGAGGUGGGCGGGACCGCAGGCGGGGCCGCAGCCGGCGGCGGCCGCGGCGGCUCCGGCCCUCCUCCGGGCUGGCUGCGGUCCAUCAGCGCGGACCGCUGCGACCUGAUGGAGGCGCUGGCGCGGCUGGCGGAGGCGAUGCAGCCGCCGCCGCGGGAACAGGUUGCGGCGGCGCUGCGGGUUGCGGCGGCGCUGCGGGACGUGGUGGGUCUGCACGGUCUGGAGCUGCAGGAGGAGCUGCUGCGGCCCUGGCUCGCCUACUACAGCCUGAUGCCGCCCACGGAGUUGGCAGAGCGCAACAGCCGCAUCCACGAAGCGGCGGAGGCAGCCGCCGCAGCGGAAGCAGCAGCCCUGGUGGCGGCGGAGCGCGCAGCGGCAGCCGCCGCUGCCGCCGCCGCGGCCGGCGGCCGGCCCGGCACCGCUGGCACCACCACUAUUAGAGGCGAGACGUCGCCAGGGUCGCCGCCGCUUCAACUCAUGAUGCCGCCAAAUGCGAGCGACAUACCCUCGCUAGGCUCAACGUUGACGGGCUACGCUAGCCCCCAGCUGCAGCCGGACAGCAUCAACGGCAUUGUCGGCGGCGCCGGUUUGCAACAACCGCCAACGUCCAACCGACAGAUUUCCGUUGCUGGAUCUGGCGGCCGCCGCACCCUGGAUGGCAUUGCAUCUGUGAUUGACGGCUCGCGGCCCGGCACAAUUGACGGCGUCAGCGGUGAGGCUGGUGGUGCUGCUGGCGGUGGUGCGGGUGGUGGUGCGGGUGGUGGGGGUGGGGAUGGUCGGCGGCUGUGGUGGCAGCUGGAGGCGUUGUUGGAGGUGCUGGAGGGGCGGCUGCGGGAGAGGUGGGAGGUGUCGGAUAACGAGCAACUGGUGCUCAAAAUGCAGACCGUGGCGCGCAGCCUCGUUUCAGGCAUGUAGACUUUCGGUUUGCGAAGGGUGCAGUGAAGAGGUGUGCAGUCAGCAUUCGCUAGAUAGGUUUUGCUGUCUGUGAAGUAUGGUGGCAGGUAGCAGAUUAUUGCUGUGGAUUCGAAGAACUGCAGGACACCUGGCGUGUUGCGUUGUGUUCGGAUGCCAUGUGCCGUGCAGGCAGAGGUCGUGACGUGGUUGAUACGGUACUCGUAACAGCUUGUCCGUACAUCGUGUGGUUUCGGAUGUUCGUGCCCGUCACCUGCCCAUCAGCGAACACUGCGUGCCGCAUGGGUCAAACCUGGCAACGACAUGUGUGGGAUCGGCACUGCGCGGGGGUACAUGAGUUACAUAUGGACUGGAGGUUAACCGCUGGGAGUUGUGAUUGUUUGUGACUAAACGUGAGCGCAGACGGGCACGUGACCAACCGGCAGGAUGUGUGCGUACGGCACAGCCCCGUACUGGGAAUUGAAUCAGGAUCAAUAUCGGCUUAUCAGCUGCCGGGGCCAGAGCCCCCAGUCGAUCAUCGUGUCCAGUAGAGUGACAGUCACAUGUAAGUACAGCGCCGUCUGGCGUGUGUCAUACUGACAUGGAAGGCAAGCCCCCGUUGCGAAUGUCGCAAGGCAAAGCUUUGCUGCUCGUCUAGGCUUGUUAGCGGAGUGCUGUCGAAAUGCGAACGCGAAUGUGCUUGUCCUGUGGCGGCUUGUCCUGUGGCGGCUUGGAACGUGCGCGAUGCUCACGAGGUAG